AUGCGAAAUUUACUAUCACAGCUGCUGGCCUUAGGGCCAGAGCUGGCGGUGUACAUACUGGCGCUUCCGCUGCUCGCAUCUCGACCGACACACGCACUCACGCAAAACGCCAUUUCAUCGCCCAACCUCGAUCUGUCGCAAUUAGGACGUGUGGCCAUUGGAGGAGACUUCGACUCGGUGUCGCUGUACAGAUACGAAGGCCAAAAUGAAAACCUCUCGAGUAAUGGCAGUCAGUCGCUGCUUACGCGGUACCCGGAUGGCGCGUGGCAGAGCCUUGGACUGGUGGAUGCCGAUGCGACAAUAAUGGCCAUGUGCCCGUUCGUCGCGCAAGACGGCACGAAUAAUGGAGUCAUUGUGGGUGGCAACUUUACGAGUCUCAAGGGCGUGCAGGCGAGCUCAAUUGGGUUAUGGAACCCCAACGACAACUCGGUGACCGCAUUGCCCGGCUUGACUGGACCAGUGCGAGCGUUGUACUGCGACCAGGAAUCGGGUACAGUGUAUGUUGGAGGCAACUUCAUGGGCGGCAACUCGACAAACGCCAUGGCAUGGGUCACUGGAUGGCAAAAUCUACCUUUCGCUGGGUUCAACGGACCUGUCAACAGCAUCACGAAGAACAGCGCUGGGAAUAUUGUCUUUGGUGGUGAAUUCACCGGCUUGGGCAACGCUUCUACCCCAUCGACACCCGAUGCUCAGGUCGUCAACAUCGGUGGAGGCAGAAUCCUCGCAUCAGCAACAACCGGAUCUACCAGCACUGAUCAGCCGCAGGAUAUCGUCUGCAGCACUUCCGCAAAUGGCACCAACUGGCUUCUUCCCGAUCAUGCGCCAGGAUUCUGGCAAGGCGAGUAUGGGUUCGGCUUCGUCCCGACUAAACUUCGCCUGUACAACGCGAAUGUCAAUGGCCGUGGCACCAAGGAAUGGUUGUUCCGACGCCUGGACGACAAUGGCAUCCUGAACAUGACCUACGUGGACCCUGUUACCGGUCAGAAUAUGACUUGCGACCAGAAAUGCCCUCUUCCAGAAAACAACAGCACUGCCCAAGACUUCCAUUUCGUCAACAGUGUUGGUGUAAGCAAGUUCCAGAUCGAAAUCAACGAGUGGUACGGCGCCGGCGGUGGCCUCAGCGGCAUCGAGCUGUUUCAAGAUGACAUUUACAGCUACGCGGUCGACAACUUCAACGAGCCACGUUGUAAUGGUCUCAGCAGCGGCUCUAGCUCCACGAUUUCGCCAAACGAUGGCACGUGGGUGCAGGUCGCGAAUCGAGGCUACACCGCAUCAGACUUCCUGUCAUCAACCCUGAGCUCUACAGACAAGAUCAGCUUUGACACGAACGUCGUCUUCCGGCCGAACAUUCAGCAGUCCGGCAACUAUUCGGUCACAGUCUACACGCCAGGCUGCGUGCAAGAUGGCACUUGCGGAACACGAGGCCAGGUCAAUAUGACUGGCUCGAUGACCAGCGAGGGUGCACCCAUCACCACCACGUUGUUCCAGACCAACAACUACGACAAGUUCGACCAAAUCUACUACGGUUACAUCGAUGUUGACCAGGGUGCAUUCGCUCCCUCGGUCACGCUCUCGCCCGUUCUUGGCCAAGCUGCUCCAUUGACCGUCGUCGCAUCGAGGGUCCGCUUCGAACUGAUCUCUACCACGGAUGGCGGUCUCAACGGUCUGUAUGAGUACAACUCGACAGCCGCAACCACCGAUAGUGAAUUCUCCAACUCAGCCAUCAACACCGCUGGCUCCGACCUGGACACCGGCGCACGCAUCAAUGCAUUCGCUCAGGGUGAGGAUGCGCUCUACGUUGCUGGUAGCUUCUCUAACAACGACAUGUCGAACAUCAUGUCGGUGGCUGACAGGGCCAAUGCAUUGCCCGGUCGCGGUCUCAAUGGAGAGAUUCUGGGUAUGCGUCUGAAUGGAACGAGUCUCUACGUUGUCGGCACAUUCGACAAUACUGCCGACAGGACAGCCACUGGCCUCAACAAUGUAGCCGUCUUCUCGACAAGCGACAACCAGUGGUCAGCUCUUGGUGCUGGAGUGAAUGCGUCGGUCUUUGACAUCGUGCCCUUGGCAAUCAACGUUACUUCCGACGAUCAACAAGACUGCCUGGCUCUUAGCGGUAACUUCACUUCUGUCAACGCGUUCGAUGGUAACGCAGCAUUUGAAGUUGAAGGCUUCGCUAUCUGGGUGCCAAGUCAGCGCAAUUGGCUGCAAAACAUCGCCAAUGCCAGCGUUGCUCUUAAUGGCUACCUCAGCACAUACACCGAGAUCCCAGACAUGACGCCGUUGUAUGCAGGCACCGUCAGGUCGCAAGGCCUUGGCUACGCUGAUGCAAUCCAGCUUGUCGGUUCUGGCAACCCCACGAUUGAAACGCUCGGUGUGCGUCUUCAGCAAAGUACUGAACCCUCUGAAGGCGAGUCUUCUUCGAUGCGCAAGCGUGCUCUGGCUGAUCACAGCUCCGGUCAAAACUAUACUGGAGUGUACAACGGAAUCUUCUACCACCAGAACAACCUCAACAUUACCAUCCUCGGCGGCAACUUUGCUGCCACUUCUAGCAACGGCUCGACAGUGGAGAACCUUGUAUUCAUUAACAACACCGAGACAACGCAAACUGUCAAUGGGGUCGAUGGUCUCGAUGCAGACUCCAUCAUUGUCGCCAUGGAUACAUAUGGCACCCUCGUCUUCGCAGGAGGCGCCAUCAAUGGCACCGUCAACGGCAACGAUGCGACCGGUCUCGUUGUCUUCGAUUUGUCCGCCAACCGAUUUGCUUCUCCACAUCCUCCCGCGCUCGGGGGCGACAAUGUUGUGGUCAAUGCAGUAGCCACUCAGCCUGAGAGCAGUGUUGUCUAUGUGGGUGGCAGCUUUGACACUGCCGGUUCGCUUCAAUGCAGAACACUCUGCUCAUACGAUGCUGGGAUCAUGCAGUGGCAGAACGUGGUAUCCGGCUUGUCGGGAACGAUCAACACCAUGGUCUGGGCAUCGAACACCGAAUUGAUCAUCGCUGGUAACCUGACCAUUGAGGGCAACGCCACGACCAUGGCCACGUACAACUCGAAGAAGCAAACACUCGAAGAGUAUGCUGGCGGCUCGACACUACCUGGACCAAUCAUCGCUCUGUCUGCUGUCAGCAACAAGUAUGAUGAGUUCUGGAUAUCUGGCGUGGCCACUGCCAACAGUUCAGUGUACCUUGCAAAGUAUGCGGACAAUACCUGGACCGGUGCGGGCGGCCUCGGGGAGUCGACGACGAUCAGGAAAUUGCAAAUCAUGCCGCUGACUUCUGACCACGCUGACAGUGAUCUCAUGGCUAAAGAUCAAUCAUUGAUGAUCCUCGGUGAUGUCAACAUCCCAGGGCAAGGCAAUGCGAGCGCGGUGCUAUUCAACGGGACUACUUACGAGCCCUACAUCCUUACGAACAUGCAAGAUGGCACGCAGGGCAGUCUGUCGGCCAUUUUCGUCAGCAAUCCGCAGAACUUGAUGGACAACAGUGGGCAUCAGCUUGCCCUCGGACUCGUGGUCGUGAUUGGCCUGGCGAUAUCUCUUGCGCUCAUCUUCCUCAUGGUCGUGAUUGGUAUUCUACUUGAGCGACGGAGAAGACGCAAGGAAGGUUACGUCCCGAUGACGGUCGACAAGAGCAGCAACAUUGCUCGACUACCGCCGGAGACACUCUUCCAGAAUCUGGAAGGCAAGAACCCGCCACAGCUAUAG
Fulvia fulva is the source of this 3699-nucleotide messenger RNA. Its product is annotated as Squalestatin S1 biosynthesis cluster protein L1. The transcript has a single exon. NCBI's taxonomy places the organism in Eukaryota, Fungi, Ascomycota, Dothideomycetes, Mycosphaerellales, Mycosphaerellaceae. Gene Ontology annotation, cellular component: plasma membrane of growing cell tip. The coding region runs from base 1 to 3699 and encodes 1232 amino acids. The record is from RefSeq and is a predicted model, not a curated record. Gene Ontology annotation, biological process: positive regulation of establishment of bipolar cell polarity regulating cell shape.